Molecule: messenger RNA, 2232 nt
Organism: Colletotrichum paranaense
Lineage: Eukaryota; Fungi; Ascomycota; Sordariomycetes; Glomerellales; Glomerellaceae
Product: major facilitator superfamily transporter
Exons: 4
Coding region: 1-2232 (743 amino acids)
Biological process (GO): transmembrane transport
Cellular component (GO): plasma membrane
Molecular function (GO): transmembrane transporter activity
Source: RefSeq, a predicted model, not a curated record
AUGAUACCUGGCCGGCGAAACAAUAGAGCCAGGCCCAAAGAAAAGGUGCAAGAGACAGAACUAGCAUCAGGAAGGUUUCAGCGCGUCGUCUGCCCAGGCCGGCGGUGGUCCAAGCACGCAUCGGACGGGGGCCGUUUUGACAGGGCUCGGCAUCCUUGCAACCAUGUCUCGUCCAAUGAUGGCGCGGAAGACCAGGCCGAACUCCUGGCCAUCGCCGUUUUCACGACAUCUGGUAUCCAUAAAAAUACACAUGUCGGGGGCCUGUCAUGCCCAGGGCCCGUGAUGUUGCAUCAUGUCGCUUGCAGCCGGUCAGAAACUCGAGUCCCUGUUGACAGUUCUUUUCCUCCACGACGGCCAGACAUUGACUUUUUUAGUUUUACCGGAGCUGGGCUCCAUUUGUGCGACAACGAACCCCGACGAGAAAUUCAGCGAUCGGGAAUGAUGGAGAGGGAUAUGGAAAAGGGUGAAUUUGAUCCAGCGCGGCCAGAAGAGAGCCAUGCUGCACCGGAGAAGGCCCCGAGGAGGAUGUCGUUCGCGAGACCGCCACCACCGCCCCCAAAAGACGAGUCCGCACGACCGAUGACAAGUUCGACGAAGCGCCUGUCCUUCUCGACGACAAUGAGUCAGCGGAAGAUCAAGUACGGGACCGGAAGACACUCGCAAACAGAACUGAGUCCUCAGCCAAACGAUGACCCAGAGGAUCCGUUGAACUGGCCGCAAUGGAAAAAAGAACUCAAUUUCGUCGCUCUACUAAUGACUAUGGGCCUGAUCGGAGGGAUGAAGACGGCAUACAUGAGCGUCAAUAGUGUUCUCGCCGUCAGAUUUAAUGUCUCUUAUACAGCAGUGGUAUCCUUGACUGCCGUACCACUCGUCCUAUCUGCCUUCACAGGUCUCAUCAGUCUGGCAGUGUCUAAAAUAUGGGGUAAAAGGCCGGUCUAUUUGAUCUCGGUGGUGUUGAUCUUCAUCGGCGCGAUCUGGAACAUGCGUGCGGGCAACAGCUUUGGGCAGUGCAUGGGAGCGCGCGUCUUCCAGGGCCUCGGCUGGGGUGCCUUUGAUACACUUGUUCUCGGUUCAAUACAGGACACGUACUUUGAACAUGAACGUAGCGCUCGCAUCACGAUGUAUUACGUUCUUUCAAUUUCAACGACCUGGGGUGCUCCUCUGUUCGGAGGUCUAGCUUCGUUCAACGCGGGCCGCUUCACCAUUCAAUUCGACAUCAUCAAUGCCUUUCAGAUCAUUGCCAUACCGCUGAUCCUAUUCGGGGCUCCCGAAACGGCUUACGAUCGAUGGUCUAGUAGCAGCGUCGCCCAAACCCCUGCCUCCGGGGUGUCGUGGAUGUCGAAGCCUCCAAAGCCGCUCGGAAAGCCUUCCGUCGAGGAAGUCAAGGCUUACCUGCGUACCAUGAAGCCUGUAUCUUUCUCCGGUAUGACGGAUGUCCGGAUGCUUCUCCAGGCCCCGCGCGCUUUCGUCGCGCCCACGACCCUGCUGCUCUUCGUCAUCACCUUCAUUCCGUACUGUGCGCUGUGGAGCUUGACGGAAUCCCUGUCGCUUCUCUUCUUCCCCAUGCCAUGGAUGCUCCGAGAGAACAGCAUCGGGUCGCUCAUGGCAGCGCCCUUUAUUUUCUCGAUACUCACCGCUACCGGCCUUGCUGUUUAUCAAAAACGACAUGUUGGAUACUCCCCCUACCGCACCUUUUGCACCUUGGCCGGAGGAACGGUCCUCGCGGCUACUGGCAUUCUUGCGUUUGGGCUCAAGACACACGCCGUCAUGUCCGAGGUGGCUGAUGAGGAUCCCGCCAGCGUCUUCAAGUUGGAUGGCGUCGGCGCACAUCUCUCCUUCCCUCUUCUGUCUUUCUUACUGGGUUUCUUGGCGGCAGGUGUGACGGUUGUCGACACCGCCAUCCGUCCCAUCAUAUGGCGCUCGACGCAGUUCACCUCGUCUAAUAUGAACGUGUGCCUGCGGAACGUGGCCGAUAUGAAUGCCGGCGUGACGUGCUGGAGGAACCUGUUCGCUGGCAUAUUUGUCAUGACGAUUCCUAAUGCCAUUGUCAUGUGGGCUGGCUUGAAGUCAACCGUCAUCGGCCUCGGCGUCGCCCAGAUCUUGGUCGCGGUCGCGGUCUGUUGCGCGUGGUGGUUGUACGACGAGCAGGUGAGGAGAAUGGACGGGCACGUCAUGGGUCUGGUUGAUUUGAGUAUGUUGAAGAGGACUGGGAGCUUCUUUGAUACGGAUUGA